CAUACAUCAUGUCAGACGAUAGGAAUUUUCGUCAAGGGUUCAACGCCAUAGAACGUGAUUUUUUUGCUCCAGAAGAAUUUCCAGACUCGGCGUUAGAUGAUUCCUCGGCUCAUCAAAUAAAGAAACCGAAUCGAACUUCUUGUUGUGGAGUGGAAACUACUCAUAUCGAUUUGGAAGAUAAAAAUACAUACGCCCAACAACUGAUUCCAAGUUUGGAAGACAUUGCUACUCUUGCAGCAACUUUAGAAACGUUAAAUUAUUACUACACGAAUCAAUGCUUUGUAAACUUCGAUUAUUUUAGAUAUGUGAACGAAGUAUUCGAUAAUUUGAUGGUACAAAACCACACCAGAGAAAAAAUGAAAGCACUUUGUGCUGAGAUGAGAAAAGAACUGUGUUUUCUGAGAUCUGAUAUUCAGAGAUGGAGCAGUGUAUACGAUCACGGUUCGUAUUUUUAUCUCUACGGACUGGUUUGGGACUCGAAAGGCCACAUUGACGACAAAAAAACGAUAGAGAAAGCUUUAUCGCGUUCGAGGCAUUUGAACGAUGACGAUUUCGUAUUCGAAAUAAUAACUAAACACUGUUUAGUAAAUUAUAUAAUGGAUUUUCCUCUGGAUUCUUUGAGUGAAGAGUUCAUCAGAACUGUGGAAAACAACAGAUUUUUCCAACAUCAACUAACAUAUUAUUGGAUAAAAUGUAAAACAUGGAUUAUUGCUCGUAAUGGCAAUGGCUUGUACGAUGCAAGCUACUUUGAAUAUGAAUUUGCUUUGACUAACCUGCUGAAUUCGUUGAAACAGUGUUUGAGCUUGAGCAAUAAAUACCAAUGGUCUGUGUACGAAUACUUCUGGGAUUUUUUCGAUGAAAACGAUCAAGUGGAAAUGACCAUGAAUUUAAUUCGAAACGAUAAUUACAAAAGAUACCAGACGAUUUUAUUUUCAAAAUUGAAUAAAAACCAGCUCAAGCGUUUGUAUUCUGAACUCCCUGUUACCAUUAUCGUCAACUUUUUGUCUUUGGGAGAAUUCGAGCUAGCGAAGGCAACUUGGCAUCGUGUCAAAUUAACAAUUGAAUGUGACAAGUACGAACAUCUGCUUGAACAAGUCUGGAUUCAUCGAAAUCCAGAUGAAGAAAGCUGCUUACAAUUUUCAAUUUAUUUAUUGGACACCGCACCUCCGAAUUUAAUCGAGUACGUGAUCAAGGUGAAAAAUUGUCAAAUUACGGUAUAUGCGGACAUGUUUUUAAAAGGCAGACCAAUGCAUGAAAGUUCCAGUAGUUGUAAAUUCAUGAAAGCUGUUUUAUCUCGAGCAACGCUUGAAUUUAAACAGAAAUUUUUGCUACAAGCUGGACCAUGUUUAGCAUUGAAUCAUCCGGAAGUAUUCAUUUCAUUGAUUAAUCAUUGUUUAAACGAAACUGACCGUGUAGCAGUCAAGGAUAGUUUACUUAUUGAAGCGAUGGAGUCGAGUCCCCCAGCUGGAAUUAUGCACCGUUUUCGAGAUUUGUUUUUGUACUCCGGUCGUGAAGAAUUUGACAAAUUCCUCGAGUUAUUCACUUCGAAGCCAACUUUACAGACACAAUUCAAGGAGUGUUUGUUACGAUCCAAAUUACUAAUCACCAAAGAACUGUGGAAAACUGAUUAUUGGGAGAAAUUGUCUCAGUUUAUAGACGAGUUGUUUCCGAACCGAGAAGUAGCUCGAUUUCAAAAGAGGAAUGCUGUUUUUACUUUUUUGCGGGCUCACUGCACUUACAGCGAUUGUUACCGACCAAAUGGUGAUGAAAAGUUUACCGAAAUCGAUAAUUUCUUAAAUCGAGUUCUUACCCCUCGAGAAGUAAUCACUGCUAAAGAAAAUAUAGCCAAUAGUUUUCUAGAAAAAUGUCGAUCUGGUUGGGUCGGCUAUUUGAAAAGAAUGAAUAUGCAGCGAUUUGCCUCGUGGUGUUAUUGCGGCGAUGAAGAAAACAUGAAGCGAUUCAGACGUUCGCUUCCAAUUGAUAAAUUAUUUCAUUCUUUUAUGACUGGAAUAGUUGCACGAUACGUUAAUAGUUAUAGUAGAAAGUUAUCGUUUUCUCUAUUAGACGAGCUCUUACGUUGGAAGUUUUCAUCGAAUAGAAGAGAAAUUGAAAAAUUCAAGUCCCGUAAAAUAAAAAAAAUCAUGAAAAGAAAGACAGAAGAACGCUUUUUGUGGAAAACGUACAUAUAUCCGUCUGUCCUGAAGAAAGUUAUUGAAUGGAGUUUCCAUGGCAAUAAGCGUCAGAUUCAAGAAUUUGAGCAACGUUACUCCAAAAGAAAUCAGAUGAAGAUUAUUUACUGGAUGGGUUUUGAAGAAGUGUCGUCGGAUGAGGACUGCUGCGGAGAGUGCUCUGAUGAAUCAAAUGGCUGAAGACGCCAUUCUCGUUCUGUUCUUACCGACUAUGAGACAUAUCGUAUAUCGUGCAUGGGACUAUCUAUCCUUUUAUCGACAAUGAUGAUGUGUUUCAUGAGUCUAACAAUGGAAAUUUAAAGGCAUCAUAGCACACCUGACCCGAAGAGUCUGAAUAAUACGACUGAUGAUCUUAUUAUUUAUAGGAUUUAUUUUAAUUGGUGUGGAUGGAAAUGUUCACAUCUCGUCCGAUUGUUUAUUGUAAAAUGUCACAU
Planococcus citri (citrus mealybug) is the source of this 2623-nucleotide messenger RNA. RefSeq lists its product as uncharacterized. The coding region runs from base 9 to 2369 and encodes 786 amino acids. Lineage: Eukaryota; Metazoa; Arthropoda; Insecta; Hemiptera; Pseudococcidae. The record is from RefSeq and is a predicted model, not a curated record. The transcript is spliced from 2 exons.